Saxophila tyrrhenica is the source of this 1863-nucleotide messenger RNA. RefSeq lists its product as uncharacterized. Gene Ontology annotation, biological process: proteolysis. The transcript has 7 exons. The coding region runs from base 1 to 1863 and encodes 620 amino acids. Gene Ontology annotation, molecular function: serine-type carboxypeptidase activity. Lineage: Eukaryota; Fungi; Ascomycota; Dothideomycetes; Mycosphaerellales; Extremaceae. The record is from RefSeq and is a predicted model, not a curated record. Gene Ontology annotation, cellular component: fungal-type vacuole.
AUGCUGUUCAAAAGCCUCGCUGCGUCCGCAGCAUUGCUGCUCUCCUCCACACAGCUCGUCUCCGCUUCUCUGGGCUCGAGUUUCCAUACAGAACGGACCACCGUGCCCAAAUACAAGAACGCGAAGUCCAAGAGACAAUUCUUCCCAAAGCCCGCAGAGAACCUUCAUGAGAUUACAGGACCCACUGGUGUCAAGAUCCGCUACAAGAAGCCGGGCGAUGCUGGUGUCUGCGAGACCACCGAUGGCGUCGACAGCUACUCAGGUUAUAUCGACCUCGCCCCGAACGUGCACUCAUACUUCUGGUUUUUCGAGUCGCGUUCAAACCCCUCAAAGGACCCAAUGACUUUGUGGCUCAAUGGCGGCCCUGGAUCAGACAGCUUGAUCGGAUUGUUCGAAGAAUUGGGGCCGUGCAGGAUCAACGAAGAUUUGAGCAGUGUGCUCAACCCAUACUCGUGGAACGAAGUCAGCAACAUGCUGUUCCUUUCUCAGCCCGUGGGCGUGGGCUUCUCCUACCAGCACAUUGCCAACGGUUCUCUUGGAGGAUAUUCAGGAACUUUCUUGAACACCACUCAAGCUAAUGCAACGGGCACAUGGCCGAUUCUCGAUCCCAUUAACCACGGUGAUAUCAGUACUACUGAUCUGGCAGCUAUGGCGGCAUGGCACGUUCUUCAAGCGUUCAUGUCCGGGUUGCCAUCUCUUGAUCCGGAGGUCAGCUCAGUGCGUGACUUCAAUCUCUGGACUGAGAGUUAUGGCGGCCACUACGGGCCAGGCUUCUUCAACUAUUUUCAGGAGCAGAACACCAAGAUUGAUGCAGGCGAGAACAAGGGCGUUAAGCUGAACUUCGCAACCCUGGGCAUCGGCAACGGCAUCAUCGACGAAGCCAUCCAGGCAGAGUACUAUCCAGAAUUUGCUGUGAAUAACAGCUAUGGCAUAAAGGCCUACAACGACACCGUCUACAACUAUGCGAGGUUCGCCAACUUCAUGCCGAACGGCUGUCUCGAUCAGAUCCAGGCUUGCAAGGCUUCAGCAGCGGGCGUUGACGGCGGCUACAUCAAGGAAGCCCAUGGUCACGAAAUCACGUACAAAGCAACCAGCAACCCGAGCAUCGCUACCGUCUGCUCAGAGGCAUCAGACAUGUGUCGUGACAAUGUUGAAGGAGUAUAUUACAGCUUUGGCGAUAGGGGGACGUACGACAUCCGUCACCCUGCCAAUGACCCCACGCCGCCUGAAUACUACAUCGACUAUGUGAACCAGGCCUACGUCCAGGACGCUCUCGGGGUCUCCGUUAACUAUACGUCUGCUAACAACGACGUGUACUUUGCUUUCCAAGCAGAGGGCGAUCAGAUCUACCCCAAUUUCCUGGCGGAUCUGGAGCACAUUUUGAAUUCGGGCGUGAGGGUGUCUUUGUUUUACGGUGAUGCGGACUACAUCUGCAACUGGUUCGGUGGCCAAGCCAUCAGUCUCGCCCUCAAGUACAAGCACUCGAAGGAGUUCGCGGCCGCCGGCUACGCACCCAUGAUGUACAGCGGCAAGGAAUACGGCGAAGUGCGUGAAUACGGCAACUUCUCCUUCACGAGGAUCUACGAGGCUGGCCACGAGGUGCCAUACUACCAACCCCAAGCCGCCCUCGCCCUAUUUAACCGCACGAUCAACUUCAUGAACAUCGCCGACGGAAUGGAGAAGAUCACCGGGACGUUCGCGACUAACGGCUCGGCGAGUGCGACUCACACUGCAAGUGCGGCACCGCUGCCGUCUUCUUCGGAGUAUGCAGCGUACAGCAGGAGCUUGAUCAAGAGCUAUAGCAUUCUUGACAACCAGCCGAUGGCUUCCGCGUCUGCAUCUGCGAGCGGCUAUAGUGCUUGA